Messenger RNA from Ictidomys tridecemlineatus (thirteen-lined ground squirrel), 1257 nucleotides. The record is from RefSeq and is a predicted model, not a curated record. NCBI's taxonomy places the organism in Eukaryota, Metazoa, Chordata, Mammalia, Rodentia, Sciuridae.
AUGGUGUCUACAGAUUACAGUACCUACAACCAAGUUGCAGCCCAGCAGGGCUACAGUGCUUACACUGCCCAGCCAACUCAAGGAUAUGCACAAACCACCAAGGCAUAUGGGCAACAAAGCUAUAGAACUUAUGGACAGCCUACUGAUUUCAACUAUACCCAGGCUCAUCCCACUGCCACCUAUGGGCAGACUGCAUAUGCAACUUCUUAUGGAAAGCCUCCCACUGGUUAUACUACCCCAACUGCUCCCCAGGCAUACAGCCAGCCUGUCCAGGGGUACAGCACUGGUGCUUAUGACACUACCACCACUACCAUCACCACCACCCAGGCCUCCUAUGCAGCCCAGUCUGCAUAUGGGACUCAGCCUGCUUACCCUGGCUAUGGGCAACAGCCAGAAGCCACUGCACCUGCAAGAAGACUGCAGGAUGGUAACAAGCCCGCUGAGACUAGUCAACCUCAGUCUAGCACAGGGGGUUAUAACCAGCCUAGCCUAGGAUACGGACAGAGUAACUACAGUUAUCCCCAGGUUCCUGGAAGCUACCCCAUGCAACCAGUUACCGUGCCUCCAUCCUAUCCUCCUACCAGCUAUUCCUCUACACAGCCGACUAGUUAUGAUCAGAGCAGUUAUUCUCAGCAGAACACCUAUGGGCAACAGAGCAGCUAUGGACCGCAAAGUAGCUAUGGUCAACAAAGCAGCUAUGGGCAGCAGCCUCCCACUAGUUACCCCUCGUCCCAGACUGGAUCCUACAGCCAGGCUCCAAGUCAAUAUAGCCAACAGAGCAGCAGCUACGGGCAGCAGAGUUCAUUCCAACAGGACCACCUCAGUAGCACGGGUGUUUAUGGGCAGGAGUCUGGAGGAUUUUCCGGACCAGGAGAGAACCGGAGCAUGAGUGGCACUGAUAAGCAGGGCAGGGGAAGAGGGGGAUUUGAUCAUGGAGGCAUGAGCAGAGGUGGGCGGGGAGGAGUAUGCGGUGGAAUGGGCAGCGCUGGAGAGCGAGGUGGCUUCAAUAAGCCUGGAGGACCCAUGGAUGAAGGACCAGAUCUUGAUCUAGGCCCUCCAGUAGAUCCUGAUGAAGACUCUGACAACAGUGCAGUUUAUGUGCAAGGAUUAAAUGACAAUGUUACUCUUGAUGAUCUGGUAGAUUUCUCUAAGCAGUGUGGGGUUGUUAAGAUGAAUAAGAAAACUGGGCAACCCAUGAUCCACAUCUUCCUGGACAAGGAAACAGGAAAGUCCAAAGGCUGCUGUGGAGUUGUUUGA